AUGACGGAGACGACGCGCGCCGACGUCAUCAUGGCGACGCCGCCUCAGCGCGAGGCGUCUCUGAAGCGACCGCGCGCGCUCGCGCUCGAGGACGACGACGACGCGACGGAUCUCGCCGACGUCGAUCGCGCCGGACAACGACCCUCCGUCGUCCUGCGAUGGCGCUACGAGGACGAGGACGAGCGCGCGAUCGUCGCGGACGUCGAGCCCGCGGCGACCGAGCGCGCGCGCGCGGACGCGGAAAAAGACUUUCCGACCGAGUCGAACGAGCUCGCGAUGAACGCGUUCGACGACGUCGCCCCGGGCGCUGAUGGCGUCCGGCGCAUCUCGAAUCCGCCCGAGGACAGGGAUGAGGACGCUCACGAGCGCAGGCUCGCGUCGAGAAAGCCCGGGGACGUCUGGGCACUGUACGAGCACGGCACCGGAUUGCCUCGGUGGUACGUGCAGCUCCUCGCCGCGGACGAGAGCUACCUGUGCAACGACCGCCCGGCGCGAUGGCGCGUCGUGCUGUUGGACCGCGACGCGAGAGCAAACGUGGGAUGCCACUGGCACGAGGAGGGCGUCGACAUGAGGUGGAAACUGGGAAUUGGUGGCAAGUGGAAAGGAUGGAGCCUCGCGAACUGUGGCGACGCAAUAUUCAGUCAUCCCGCUUCGGCGUGCGAACACGUCGCUCGAGCCGCCGCGAAGUUUAGAUGCGCGAACGACGCGAGCGGAAACGGCUUUUUAAUCCCUUGGAACCACCCGGCGGCGUUCAUCGAGCCGAGGCCGCAACAAGCGUGGGCUAUGACGUCGCUUCCAGAGACUACUGACAGCGGCAGGACGAUGCGAGCGUCGGACGAGCGUCAGUACGUCGUGAUCGACGGCGUGAAGAAGAUGUUAGCGUCCGAGGACAUUGUUCUCGUGACCGAGGUGCGUCGUUCAGUCGUUCUGGAAAAUGAGUACGGCAUCGCGGAGAUGAAAGAGCGCGUGGAGACGACGUCGUUCACGGUGGAACGGCUCGCGCCGAUCGCGAGCGACGUCGACGGCGCCGAGCGCGAGAACGUCGCGGGCGCGUACAGACGCACGGGGGCGCUCGUUGUCGUUGAGGCGAAGCACUUUGACUUUCAAGUGCUCGUCAACGGUGAAGAGACGACGCCAGAGGGCACGACGCUGCGGCUGGACACGUUCGCGCUGCAGGUGGUUCGCGACGACGACAUUGAAAUAGAGGACGGCGACGACUUCGUAUCAUACUUGUCUUCGAGCGACGAGGAAGAGGCGCGCGAGACGGCGAGGACGAAGCGAAAAAAACGUUCCAGAUUUCACCUCGAGCCCAGCACACCCUACAGCAAGUAUCCGUCGUGCGCGCGGUGCCGCGAGGUGGAGUGGCACCACUCGAAGAAGUCGCCGGGGGAACCCCAUCACGGCGCGCCCGUCGUGUUGCGCUGCGGCGACUGCGGUUUAUUCUGGCACGUGCAGUGCAUCGCGCCGUCCACCAUCCCCGGAGACGCGCACGCGUUCGCGGCGGGGGGCGAUGGAUGUCCGUGGACGUGCGAGCGCUGCCGCGUCUACGCGAAGGGCGACACCCCCGCGGACGCGCUCGCGCUGUCUAACCUGUGCCCGGACAACGCGGGAUGCCUCGGGUGGGAGCAACUCGCGCUCGCGACGACGCUCCUGGAGGAGUGGAACGACGACGACGCGAGACGCCCGUAUGGACAAUUACCCUCACGCCUCGUCGCGCGCGUGCGGUUCGAGUCCGACGCCGGCCGGAAAACGUCGGAAAAAUGGGUGGCCUGGGACGUCGUCGAGAAGCUCCCCGACGCGGUGCUCGCGGGGUAUCUCCGCGAUGACGCGUCGCGCGCCGCGCGCGUCACCGCCGCGGUCGGGUCCGAGCGCGAGUCCGCGUCGUCGGGGAUAUACCCCGAGGACGAGGAGAUCGCGUGGCGCGCGGACGACGGCGACGCCGGCGAGCGGAAAUCGACGAAGCGCGUGUGGCGCUUUCGAAGUAACGGGCAGUACUUUGGCGUGACGCAAUAUUUACACGCGUUCGAUGAUGACGAGCUCGAGAUGACGGAGAAGGCGAUCACGGAGUUGAUCGAUCGCGAGCGCGCGUCCGGCGACGCCCCUCACGUGCACGUGGGGCUCAACGGUGGUCGAAUCAAGGUUUUCUUCGGGUACCGGUACACGUACGACUCCGUGACCGCGCCGAAGCUCAUCGCGGACGCGCCGCCGAUACCGUCGUGGGUGCACUCCACCCUCGGCAACAGAGCGAAGAUCAUCGGCGCGAUCGACAAAAACGUCGUGAUCGACAACGCCGUCGUGAAUCUGUACGCGAGAUCGAAAGCGCGCCUGAGCGUGCACAUGGACCCGAGCGCGUUGUUCAAGCGCCCGAUCGUGUCCGCGCGAUUUUUCGGCGACGGCGUCCUCUCCUUCGGCGCGAAGGGUCAGUACGAAGGCCAAAGGAUACACUCAGUGCCGUUGACGCGCGGAUCGAUCGCGGUCAUGGAGGGGUACGCCGCGAACAUGGUCACGCACGCGGUGAACGAACGCGACGUCGUGGGGAGAGGCUGCAGCUUCAUGCUGCGGAGUUGUCAACCUGAUGCGAUGGAGGACGCGGAGAGGAGGAAGAAAGGCGACGCGGAGACGGCCGAGCUCGAGAAGAUCGAUUCGAUCAUGAGAAAGAUCGAGGAGGAGCGCGCGUGCGUUCAAGAUGUAUGA
Molecule: messenger RNA, 2694 nt
Organism: Micromonas pusilla CCMP1545
Lineage: Eukaryota; Viridiplantae; Chlorophyta; Mamiellophyceae; Mamiellales; Mamiellaceae
Exons: 1
Coding region: 1-2694 (897 amino acids)
Biological process (GO): mRNA processing; mRNA export from nucleus
Cellular component (GO): nucleus
Molecular function (GO): oxidative RNA demethylase activity
Source: RefSeq, a predicted model, not a curated record